This is a messenger RNA of Melanotaenia boesemani (Boeseman's rainbowfish), 1800 nucleotides long. It is a transcript of the gene mthfsd, whose product is annotated as methenyltetrahydrofolate synthetase domain containing. The transcript is spliced from 8 exons. NCBI's taxonomy places the organism in Eukaryota, Metazoa, Chordata, Actinopteri, Atheriniformes, Melanotaeniidae. The record is from RefSeq and is a predicted model, not a curated record. Bases 164 to 1606 code for a protein of 480 amino acids. Gene Ontology annotation, cellular component: cytoplasm. Gene Ontology annotation, molecular function: RNA binding.
GGCAGUUUGCAUUUUAUCCAAAAACGUCCUUCUGAGCCGCCGUAGCAGCGAUAAACACUGACAAGCAGCUGUUUCUUCAUGUUACUGCUCACGUGGACGACUUUACAGCGAGACUUGCAGGCGUGUGUUGUAGAAGUGACCCGUUUUCAUCAAUAAUAACACAAUGGAGCCUGUUAUGAAAAUAAAUCCAGGGGCGUCUAAAUGGGACAUCCGUCAGAAAGUGUGGGACUACAUAGAAGAAAAGAAUUUGGCCAACUUUCCGAGGCCUGUUCACAACAGAAUCCCGCAUUUCAAGGGUGCAAUUCCAGCAUGCAACAGGCUUGCAGAGCUGCAGGAGUUCAAGUCCAGCCAGAUAGUCAAAGUUAACCCAGACAAACCCCAGCAGCAGGCACGCUUUGUCACUUUGGAAGCAAGGAAAACUUUAUUGGUCCCAACUCCUCGUCUUCGCACCGGUCUCUUCAAUAAGAUCACUCCACCCCAGGGAGCCAGCAAAGAACAGCUGCGAAUAUGCUCCUCUUCUCAGGGUGUGAAAGACUUCAGUGUGCCUGUCGACCUGGAUGCAAAGGUGAAGGUAGAUUUGAUGGUGGUUGGCUCUGUGGCGGUCUCUGAGAAAGGUUGUCGGAUUGGAAAAGGGGAAGGAUUUGCUGACAUGGAGUACGGCAUGAUGGUUUCGAUGGGAGCUGUGAAUGAAUCUACUGUGGUUGUUACUGUUGUCCAUGACUGCCAGGUGGUAGACAUUCCAGAGGAGCUUAUGGGAAGUCAUGACCUGACUGUUGACUACAUCCUUACACCUACCAGAGUUAUUAAAACUAAUUGCCAGUUACCCAAACCGCAGGGAAUCAUCUGGACUAAGCUGGACACCGAAAAGCUGGAGAGGAUCCCCAUCCUGAAGAAGCUGCGUGCUCUGGAAGAGCAGGCUGGAAAGGAUGUGACACUAGGGGCAGCAUCGCUUGCAGCAGAGUCUGGCCUGCAGUCUGAUCAACAAAAAAGGCAACCCAGACGGAGACCAAGGCGGAACACACAGCAGGAUGCUGAGGGUGAAUUUAGCCAAGAAUCCAGACAAGAGAAAAAAGUAGAGGCAGAACAGAAAGCCAGACAGCGACCAGCCAGAAUGAGGAAAGACAGUCGAGGAGAUGGAAAGGGAGAUAAAGAGGGAGAAACUGGUAAAACUGUAAAGGGAAAAUACAGAGAGACCGUGAAAGAGCAGGGCCCAGAAGAGGGUGGAGAUGAAGUAGUGACUCGGCGUAAGCUUCCUCUGAGUGUGACCACAGUUUACCUGGGAGGAAUCCCUGCUGGGCUGCGAGUUAGUGAGCUGAAAACUGCCCUCAGAGAGAGGAAGGCUGCACCACUGAGGCUCACCUGGCAGGGAGCUCAACACCGAGCCUUCCUGGACUACAGUGACCCUCAGGCUGCGGAUACGGCCCUGGAGGCACUUCAGGAUCUCUGUCUGAAUGGUCACAGUCUGCAGGCAGAGUUGGCCAAGAGCCAGCGUGGAGGCAAGAGGUCAGGACAGUCCAACAGGAGACAAAAACCAGCCGCUGCUCCGAAGUCUAAAACGGCACCACCAGAAACAAAGAGUGACACCACAAAGAAAACUGAGCAGUAAAAGCAACAGGCAGCACACAGGGGGAAAACUAAAAAAAAAAAAAGUCAAUUUGAUGCAACCCUAAAUGCCUUUUAGAAGAGUUUUUUUUUCUUUUAGAAGUCAACAUGAAUCUAGUGAGCUAAAUAGAUAUAUGUGAGAAAGUUUGAUUUAAAUGCAACAUAAAGCAUUGCCAGAAAGACUUUUUUUUUUUUUUU